GCGGCGCGGGCAGCCUGGGGGCAGCAUGAGCGCCUACCAGCGCCCGGUGGUGCUCGACUGCGGCUCGGGGACGGUCAAGGCGGGCCUUGCCGGCGGCCGCGCGCCGCACUUCGUCUACCCGAACAUCGUUGGCCGCGCCAAGGGCCACAGCGGGGCGGCCGAGGGCGCGCAGGAGCUGUGGGUGGGCGACCAGGCGCAGGAGAGGAGAAGCGCGCUGUCCGUCAGCUAUCCUGUGGAGCGUGGUCUCAUCACUUGCUGGGGAGACAUGGAGACCAUGUGGAAGCACAUCUAUGACUAUAACCUGAAAGUGAACCCCUGUGAGAGCCCAGUCUUGAUUACUGAGCCAGCCCUGAACCCACUGGUCAACCGGCAACAGACUACUGAGGUGUUUUUUGAACAUCUGGGUGUCCCUGCUUUCUAUAUGUCCACCCAGGCUUUGCUGGCUCUCUUUGCUGCUGGUUUCACUACUGGCUUGGUGCUGAAUUCGGGUGCUGGGCUUACCCAGUGUGUGCCAGUCUUUGAAGGUUACUGUCUGUCUCAUGGUGUACAGCAGCUACAUCUGGCAGGCCUUGAGCUCACCAACUACCUCAAAGUGCUGCUGAAGGCCCAUGGUAUCCUGCUGGUUAGUGCUGCAGACAGAAAGACUGUGGAAGACAUUAAGGAGACCUCUUGUUAUGUGGCAAUGAACUACGAAGAGGAAAUGGUCAAGAAACCCGACUGCCUAGAGAAAGUUUAUAAACUACCUGAUGGGCAGACCAUCUUGCUCCACGACCAGCUCUUCCGUUGUCCAGAGGCCCUUUUCACUCCAUGUCUCAUGAAUGUUGCCGCCCCUGGCAUUGAUAAGAUGUGCUUCAGCGCCGUAAUGAAAUGUGAUACAGAUCUGAGGAAUUCCUUCUUCUCCAAUAUUAUCCUUGCUGGGGGAUCGACUUCCUUUCCUGGCUUGGACAAGCGGCUAGUUAAAGAUAUGGCAAAGAUGGUGCCUGCUAACACUGCUGUGCAGGUUAUAGCUCCCCCAGAAAGGAAGUUGUCAGCGUGGAUGGGAGGUUCUAUUCUCGCCUCCCUGUCUGCCUUCCAGGACAUGUGGAUCACUGCUGCAGAAUUUAAAGAAGUUGGACCCAACAUAGUCCACCAAAGAUGCUUCUGAAAUACAGAUAAACUGGUUAGAUGAAAAUACUGUGAGCAUAUGUGACAAAGUUUUGGAUGUUAUGUUCUUGGCAGAACAAACAGUAUUUCAAUUACUGGGAUAUUUAUGUCUCUGUUGUAUUUCUAUAAUGGAAAUAAUCAUGGCGAUAACAGUAAUGUUCAAACAAUGAAAGUUUACUGAGUAGAAUCAAGUUAAAUGCUGUAGGAAACACUAUUCUUUACCUUGGAAAGCUUACAUUUCUCUCAGAGAGAGAGCGAUGUGUGGUACCAUAUGCUAUGUGCCCAAUGAGUGAUGAUUUGAGUUUGUUGACGUUUAGGGAAA
Molecule: messenger RNA, 1465 nt
Organism: Chinchilla lanigera (long-tailed chinchilla)
Lineage: Eukaryota; Metazoa; Chordata; Mammalia; Rodentia; Chinchillidae
Gene: Actrt3
Product: actin-related protein T3
Exons: 2
Coding region: 26-1144 (372 amino acids)
Source: RefSeq, a predicted model, not a curated record